Ambispora gerdemannii is the source of this 611-nucleotide messenger RNA. The record is from the annotation of a GenBank genome assembly. NCBI's taxonomy places the organism in Eukaryota, Fungi, Glomeromycota, Glomeromycetes, Archaeosporales, Ambisporaceae.
GGAAAGAAGCUAAUGGUGAUAUCACAUCGAAUAUAGAUCAUAUUGGAAAGAAUGGCUUGGAUGGAGAUGUCACAUCGAAUACAAUGUUUAUUUCAAUUCUUAAGGUAGAUGUUCAGAAUAGUAAUUAUACGUGGGUACCGGUACCUGAUCAUAAUCAAUCAAAUCCAACUUCAGAAAAAGGAAAAAAUAUUGGUGGUAUAGUAGGUGGUGUCAUAGGUGGAAUUUUAGUUGUUGCACUUUUAGCCGGCCUUGUAUUUUUCUUUUAUCGUAAAAUGAACAAAAGUAAACACGGAAAUUCCGAAAGUCUCCGCGGAUUAACAGCUUCGACGAGGCAAAAUUCAACACAAAAAUCAUCAUUUCCACCAGUUUCUGAUUCCCGAUCACUUCCAUCAAUCCCGUGGGUGAGUCCACUAAAUUCUAACACUUCAACUCAGUCAUUACAAUCUGCUCCAGUUAUGUUGACUCCUCCGUUAACAAACCUAAAUAUGUCAGAGUUGUCUUCGGUUGAAUCUCGUCAACCUCUUGACUCGAAUAACUCGGGUCCAUCUCUUUUAAGUAUCCCAUUAGUUAGCACUAAUCCAUUAUCACCAUUUUAUAGAUAUGAUGAAUAA